Messenger RNA from Haliotis rufescens (red abalone), 892 nucleotides. RefSeq names its product protein NipSnap homolog 3A-like. NCBI's taxonomy places the organism in Eukaryota, Metazoa, Mollusca, Gastropoda, Lepetellida, Haliotidae. Bases 83 to 736 code for a protein of 217 amino acids. Gene Ontology annotation, cellular component: mitochondrion. The record is from RefSeq and is a predicted model, not a curated record. The transcript is spliced from 6 exons.
UCAGUACUCGUAAAUAGGUUAAAGAUAAUGAUUUCGAUAUGUACUCACCCGAACUUAUAAAGUCAACAGAACGUGGCACAAUAUGACAUGGUCAGGCAGAUUGUUUUGUAGAAAUGUCUUCAAGCCUAUGCUGGCUUCCAGGAACUCCAGCACACAAGUCCGGAGGUCUCCAGUGUAUGAGCUGAGGAUCUACAACAUCUAUCCUAAAGACAUCAAGUCCUUCAUUGAGCUCUCCACCAAAUGGAUGCACCUCCGCACUGCCAAGUCCCCGCUGCUGGGCUUCUGGCUUAGUGAACUUGGAGGCAUCAAUGAUGCAGUACACAUCUGGGAGUAUGAAAGUCUGAGUGACAGAGCUCGAGUCCGGAAGGAACUAGGCGGAGAUGAAUCCUGGCAGAAGAAUUAUAUAGCAGCUGCAAGCCCAAUGUGGGCGCGGCAGGAGAACUCCCUGCUCACCCUCAAGCAGGGGACACACCUCCACCUCGGCAACGUCACACCAGGCGGUGUGUUUGAGCUACAGACAGUCCCUGAUUGCAGUAGGGUAGGAUCUCUGUCACUAGGGACCACACUGUUAGCUGCCUUCCAAACAAUGUUUGGACAGGUCAAUAAAGAAUUUCGACUCCUACAUCACACUUCCAUUGAUGAUGCAGUCCAAGCUAGUCACUUGAGUCUUGAAGGCGUGUCAGGUGAAGUGCACACCCGUCUCAUGCUGCCAGCUCCCUGGUCAACACUGCAGUAACCAUGGCAAUGUACUGCUGUAACCAGUGGUUACUGCUUGUAACCAUGGUUACACUUUAACUAUAGCAACAUACUGCAUAAUCCUGGCUACAUUCAGUACUGUAACUAUGGUAACGAAAAAUGAAAUAACUUGAUUAAAUUAAAUGAUUUAGUGAUA